UCAGACUUCACACCUGCCUUGUUCACUCCCUGUCCUGCUCAUCUCAGAUCAGAAGCCGAGAUGACUUUCUACGACGACAUUUACCCGUUCUACCCGCCACAAAGGGCUGCCUUCAUCGUCAGCGGCCGGUUGCUCGCCAUUAUUCUGGUCUUCCUCGUGCUGGCGGUCAGUCUUCUUCUCAUCCUGCCGGGAAUACGAGGAAGGACGCGGGUCUUCUGGAUGUUCAGGAUGACCAUCAGCUUGUUCAUAGGUGUGGUUAUAGUAGCUCUGAACUUCACUAACAGUUGGGCCGAGGCGAGGAUGACCACAAACGCUACCUACAAGUCCUUCAGUAAUGCCGUCAUUCAGGCUGAGGUCGGCCUGCAUGUUGGGCUGUACGGCAUCAACGUGACGCUUAGAGGCAAUCCCAUUAUACAGUUCAAUGAAACCAUCAACUACAACGAGAUGUUCAGCUGGCACGACAUUGUUGAAGAAGAAUAUGAGCAAGCUCUGCUCAAAGGUCUACCCAACCCCAUCCUCUACAUUGUUGAAAAGUUCACCCUGAGCAGCCCCUGUGGUAUGAUCUUCCAGUACCGAUACUCUGGGCGAUUCGCCUCUGCAACGCUCUGGACAGCGUUUUGCUGCUGGGCGCUGGCCAACAUCCUCUUCUCCCUGCCCGUCGUCCUUUACGCCGGCUACAUGACCGUGGCCACCGGCGCCUUCAUCUUCUUCUCCAUGGCCUCCUUCUCCACCAUCAUGAAUGUGCCUCAGUGUGUUUUCUCCAUAGGCGAAGACUCCUUUGUGACAGAGUACAGCCAUUCAUUUUGGCUGGCCCUGGCUACAGGAGUGCUGUGCGCCAUCAUCGGGGUAUUUGUGGUGAUGCUGAACUUUCUAAUGCCAGAGAAGAUAAAGGCAGCCUUCAGCGUUGGUUUCGACAGCUGCGAGGACGAGGAUCAGUCGUGUCCGGAAGGCUACCUGAACUCUGUCUUCCUUAACGGAGAGAUGUAUUUACCGCGGACACCUAAACUUAUACCAGAGCGUAUAUGAAGCCAUCGAGCGAUCUCCUCUGAUUCAUACUUGAAUAUUAUUUGGCUGAAUGUGUGAACGUUUCUAAGUUCCAACCACUGUAAUUAUAUGUGUGAGCCUGUUUUAUAUGUUGAACUAUAAAUAUGUGUUUAAAUGUGUGAAGUCUAUUAUUGAGGAGGGAAACUAAAACUAAUAGUAAUGGGUUUUUUUUUUAAAUGCCUUCCUUAUAAUGUGUUUUAGGCUUAAUACAACAAUCCAUGUGGAUGAUGCAAAUUCAUUUCUGUUCACUCGACUCCUUUCCGAUUCACCUGAAAAAUAUGUAUAUAUGAGAACUCAUUGCAUCAACUGUUUGUCAUUUUAGUUUAAAGCAAGUAUGAAAGAAAAGUGGCUGCAGAUAAACAUGAAGUACCCUGAUCGUUUUAGUUUCCCUAAUCCAGGCUGAUGUAUUU
Fundulus heteroclitus (mummichog) is the source of this 1454-nucleotide messenger RNA. RefSeq names its product dual oxidase 2 (gene duoxa). Gene Ontology annotation, biological process: protein transport. The record is from RefSeq and is a predicted model, not a curated record. The coding region runs from base 61 to 1026 and encodes 321 amino acids. Lineage: Eukaryota; Metazoa; Chordata; Actinopteri; Cyprinodontiformes; Fundulidae. Gene Ontology annotation, cellular component: endoplasmic reticulum membrane. The transcript has 8 exons.